AUGGCAUUUUAUCAUUCUGCAAGAAAUUAUUGGGUUUAUCCUUUUCUUAAUUUUAAUAUUGGACCAAUAGCUGCCGUAUGGUUUAGAGAUUUUCUUGGAAAAAAAUAUGGUAGUGGUGACAAGAAACAAGAUGUUGAAAUGCAACAAGCUUCAAUUUAA
Messenger RNA from Entrophospora candida, 159 nucleotides. The record is from the annotation of a GenBank genome assembly. Lineage: Eukaryota; Fungi; Glomeromycota; Glomeromycetes; Entrophosporales; Entrophosporaceae.